This is a messenger RNA of Mycetomoellerius zeteki, 2445 nucleotides long. It is a transcript of the gene PpD3, whose product is annotated as protein phosphatase D3. Lineage: Eukaryota; Metazoa; Arthropoda; Insecta; Hymenoptera; Formicidae. The transcript has 8 exons. The record is from RefSeq and is a predicted model, not a curated record. The coding region runs from base 248 to 1726 and encodes 492 amino acids. Gene Ontology annotation, molecular function: protein binding; hydrolase activity.
GGCGGUACGGUCGUAUGAUACGGGAGGCGCAGGCUCGUUCCAGCUUUCAGAGAGAGAGAGAGAGAGAGAGGAACGCGCGAUCGACUGCACCUCGAUGCGCGAUCUCUCGUUACGCACGUUGCGACCGCGUGGCUCUGAGUGACUUCGAUUUCCCGUCGGUUUGCCGCCGUUGGGUCGCAUCAAACAAGGUUCGGGCCACCCGUACGCAAGUAAGCACGCACGCACGCACGAACGCACGGAGCCGAGGAUGGGCGACAAUGGCAAAGGGGACGUCGCGUCGGUGUCGCCGGCAACAUCGGAGGAUGCGGCCAAGGCGGAAUUGUACAAGGAGGAUGCGAACGAGUAUUUCAAGAAUCAAGUAUACGACAAAGCUAUUGAAUUAUAUACCAAAGCUAUAGAAUUAAAUCCAUCAGUAGCCAUAUAUUUCGGCAAUAGGAGUAUUGCCUACUUAAGGACAGAAUACUUUGGAUAUGCAUUGACAGAUGCUUCUACAGCCAUCAUGUUAGAUAAAAAUUAUGUCAAAGGAUAUUAUCGGAGAGCUGCCGCUUAUAUGUCCCUCGGCAAGUUCAAACUGGCUCUCACGGAUUACAAGACUGUUGUAAAAGCUAGGCCCAAUGAUAAAGAUGCAAAAGACAGAUAUAUGGAAUGUUGCAAGAUGAUUAAAGUAUUAGCUUUUAACAAGGCCAUCUCUGUCGAGGAUAAAAAGAAUAUAGCUGACAUGAUUAAUUUAGAAGAUAUGGCGAUCGAAGGUGAAUAUACAGGUCCAAAAUUGGUUGACGGGAAAGUUACUCUGGAAUUCAUGAAAGAUUUAUUAGAAUGGUAUAAAAAUCAAAAUAAGUUGCACCGUAAAUACGCUUACAAAAUCCUGUUGGACGUUAAAUCGUGGUUUAUGGCACAACCUAGUUUAGUGGACAUUACAAUUCCAGAAGAAAAUAAAUUCACCAUUUGUGGGGAUAUACAUGGUCAAUAUUACGACUUGCUUAAUAUAUUUAAAUUGAACGGAUUACCAUCAGAAACUAAUCCAUAUUUAUUCAAUGGAGAUUUUGUAGACAGAGGUUCAUUCUCCGUAGAAUGCAUAUUUACUUUAUUUGGUUUUAAAUUAUUAUAUCCAAAUUACUUUUUUAUGUCAAGAGGUAACCAUGAAUCAGCAACAAUGAACCAAAUGUAUGGAUUUGAUGGAGAAGUUAAAGCUAAAUAUUCUGUCCAGAUGGCAGAAUUGUUUACAGAGGUUUAUAACUGGCUCCCUCUUGCACACUGCCUCAACCGUAGAGUGCUUGUGAUGCACGGUGGAUUGUUUUCACGGGAUGAUGUGACGUUACAAGAAAUUAGAGAAAUCGACAGAAACAGACAACCACCUGACGAGGGAUUGAUGUGUGAACUGUUGUGGUCGGAUCCACAACCGCAAAUCGGCCGGGCGCCCAGUAAGAGAGGUGUAGGUGUUCAAUUCGGACCUGACGUCACUCAGAAUUUCCUCAGUAUAAAUUCUCUUGACUACAUCGUGAGGAGUCACGAGGUUAAAAACGAUGGAUAUGAAGUGGGACAUGACGGAAAGUGUAUCACAGUAUUCUCUGCUCCAAAUUACUGUGAUACUAUGGGUAACCGAGGUGCCUUUAUCACACUUAACGGUAGUGACAUGAAACCUUAUUUUACGUCGUACGAUGCAAUGCCUCAUCCAAACGUAAGGCCGAUGGCUUAUGCCAAUUCUUUACUAAAGUUCAUGUGCUAGUGGAACAUCUAGGUAUUAUUGAAAAAUGAAUAAUAUUUACUGAAAUAUAAGUAGUCCAAUCAAAGUGUGCGUAAUAUAUUUGAUACUGAAAUGAGGAAGGUAAGAGACACUUUAGGCUUCUCCGCAACAAUAAUUAUUAUAUUCUUUCUAGGAGAUCGCGAUCGAAUUUCUUGUAUUAUAAAAUAUAUGCGAUGAGAAUGCAUAAUAUUGAUGGGUACAAAAGCGAGAAAGGUUUGCUUAUUUUUACAACAAGCAAACAAAUCUAUCAGACUUCUUAUCUAUGAUAAGAAAACACGGCUCAUCAAACACUGGCGAUUUGUGUUCGUUUGUAAUAAAAUGGCGCGAAGAGAACGUUUCUAUUUUGUACCCUCAAUCUAUGACCACCUUGUUCGUUAAAGAUAUCUAUGUGCGCGUAAAUAUAAAAAGAACAAAAAAUUUUGAUCUCGAAAAUAUUUCCAUGGAGCAUAUUUUAACUUUAUAAUGUAUUAUUUAUAUGAAGCGCUGGAUCUUAAACUUUUAAUCGAUUCUUUAGCGACCAACGGUGGAGUUUCAAUGAAAUAUAGUAAUUAUUACAAGAGUAUACAUAAAUGCGUAUGCAAAAAAACUAGAAUAAUUAUGUAGUACAAUGUUCGAACCAAUCACUAUUUGUCACGUUAUUUGUGACAAUUUUUUUACAAAUAUAUUGUGAUUGGAAGGACUUCUUUGAUCCAACAUUUUGU